Molecule: messenger RNA, 2604 nt
Organism: Moneuplotes crassus
Lineage: Eukaryota; Ciliophora; Spirotrichea; Euplotida; Euplotidae
Source: the annotation of a GenBank genome assembly
AUGGAGGAUAGAGAAGUGGAUAUAGAAGAAUUAGACAAUUCGUCGGAAGAAAUCAUGAUGGGCCAACAAGAACCUAAUGACAAACCACUAGAGUAUCAUACUCUGGUAUGUAUAGAAGACCAUAACAAGAAGGUCGAUGAUGAAGGUGGAAAGAGCGGACUCAUGCAUUACACAGGGAGUCCUUCUGAUACAGAAAUCAAAUACUCCCAACUGAUGCCUAUUGAAAAUGAGCCAGGGAUUAUUGCUGAUCAGUCUAAAAGAGGCAUGCAUCAUAUGUUUUGUAUUACCAUGUACAAUGAGCCUUACAUUCAGAUAUUACAAUCUCUCUCAGGAAUCUAUAGAGCUUACUUUGAACUGCUGGAAAUCAACCAGAAAACAUAUGAAGACAAGAUCUCAAUUUGUAUUGUUUGAGAUGGCUACCCAAUUUUUACUAAAGGGGAUGAGAAGAUUAACAACUGGCAAAGAUAUGAGAAGGCUGGCAUUUAUGAUCAUGAUGCUCCGAGUAGUUAUUGGGAGAUAAACCAAGAGAAAGAAGGAAGUAGCAGAGAUACUCAUUUCAAGUACUCUGAUGUGCCUUCUCUUUCAAAACUAUCAAACGACUGUAUUAAUAAUGAUGAUGGAUCUUUUGGAAACAAAGACUCUAUGAUUUCUUUGGAAACUAAGAACAUCGCCCACUGCUACUCUAGGUCCAUGAGGUUUGAAGAUUUCCUGAGUGGUCUUAGUGUUCAAGAACAUCAAGGCUUCAAGAUUGAUAGCCUUGCAAUUGGAGACUUUCUUUAUGGUGAUGAUGAGGAGACAAAUAUCAAGAAAAGGAGGUUCUAUUCUAUGUCUAUCGAUGUGCAUCUUGUUGUCAAGCAUUUCAACAGAGGCAAGAUUGAGAGUCAUCUUUGGUUCUUCAAAGGCUUCUGUAACACAGUUCAACCAACCUUGACAACCAUUAUCGACGCCGGUACCAUUCCCCUCUGGAAUAGUUUGUCUAGAAUGUCUAUUUUUAUGGAGCUGAAUUACAAUACUGGAGCUUGCUGUGGAGAAAUAGAAGUGAUGCUCAAUGAAAAGCACGAUGAUGGUAGAGAAGUUUCUUUCUUCGAGAGCAUUCUUCAAAGAUCCCAGUACGUCGAAUACAAGCUUUCUCACUAUCUCGACAAGUCUGCUGAAUCGUUGUUUGGCUACAUCUCAGUCUUACCUGGAGCGUACUCAAUGUUCAGAUGGCAAUGCAUCAAAGGAGUUCCUUUGAACGAAUUCUUGAAAGGGACAGUCAUCUCCGACCCAUCAAGGCCAUACCCUUCUUGCUCUGAAGGCAACAAAUUCCUUGCAGAAGAUAGGAUCAUGCCCUUAGAAAUAAUAUCUAAAGAAGACAAGCCAUUCAUUAUUAGAUAUGUUCCUGGCUGUAAGGCUUAUACUGACGCUCCGAGUGAUCUUAAAGUGCUGAUCAAACAAAGGCGGAGAUGGUUCAAUGGAAGUCUUUUUGCUACUUUAUAUGUGCUGAGGAAUCCACGAAAAAUUUACAGGAGAAGUGAUAAAUGGAGAGUUUGGCUAUAUUGGUUGUUCUUCUUGUACAUGGCGAUUAACACUUUAGCUGGACUUCUCAUUGUUGGUCUGUACUAUGCAGCCUACUCCAUAUUCUUGAGAUCAGUGUUCUCAGAAGCAGAAUGACCUGACUUAUCCAAAACAGCAAAUAUUCUUGAGAAUAUCUACCUGGUUUUCACAUUCUUUACAUUGAUCUUGAGCACCUGCGUUCGCUUGGAAUGGUGCGAUAGGCUCUUCAAAGCAAUCGCUGUGUUUAUGGGAGUCUUCUCAGUUUUGAUGAGCGCUGCAGUGUUGAUCUCGGUGAUGAAUCUAGAACUCAACUACAAGGUUUAUAUAGCCGUGGGAGGAGUUAUCUGCACUUAUGUGUUGCCAAUGGUUCUUAACUUUAAAAGACUAAAGCUAUUAAAUUUUCUGAAAGGGACUAUCUACAUCUUUUUCAUGACUCCAACGUACAUCAACAUCAUGACCAUUUACUCUAUUUCGAAUAUCCACGAUGUGACCUGGGGGUCUAGAGGCUCUGGAGAUGGAGUCAAGCCAGAGAGUACAAGAGACAAAGCCCAGAGGAUUGACUAUGAGAACUUUAGAUGUAACUUUCUAAUUGUCUGGCUGCUUGCGAAUAUUGUGACUGGUUGGUGUGUUGUGUUUUUCUCAAGAGAAGAUCAGACUGAGUAUUUGUUCAUUGUUAUUUUGAUUCUGGGAGGAAUCAUUGCACUUAAGAUCUUUUUCUCCGUAUUAUAUGAGAUAAGGUUCUUGUGCAAAAAUAUUAGAAUGAAAAACCACAUCAAAAGAAAUAAAAAAGAAAAGAAAGGAAAGAUAUUUAAAAUAAAGGAAGAUUCAAAGUCAUUUGUGCAUGAUAUAACCUGAAACAAGCUCCUUGAUCAAACAAACGUCUACCAAUCCCAUGCCGACUCCCUCCACUCCAACCAAGACACUUCCAUCCACAACGUGUGGCAGCCAGCUCCCCCCAAUCCAAGCCCUCCCGACCAGAUUCCUUCCUCCAAAGAUGAAGAAGAAGAAUUCCAAGAGGAGAAUCCUCCUGUUGGAAAUUGGGUUGACCCUCUUCAUGGCUUGGAAUAG